UGUAGGUCACCUAUUUUGUUUUCAAAACGGCGAUUGAGCCCAAACCGCCGCAUUUCAACUCAAAAUAGGUAAUGUACGUGAAUCGUGUAGAUACGGUACAGGUGUCUUAACGGUCGUUAUCUACCGGACCGAAUAGCAACUCUGAUUUUAAUAUAGCUUUAAUAAAUAUACCAUAUAUAAAAACAUUUUUGUGUUAGCACUGGGAAAAUGUUGACUGGAGCAAAAUCAAAUCAAAUUUGCCCAUAAUUGAAAAGCUCAGUAUUCAGUAUCUUGGCACUAACUGUAUAUUUUUCUAUAGCUGCCAGGAUUGGUGAAGACUUACUGCCUUCCCUCUCUCGAGAUGAAAUCAACGAUCUGUUUCCUGGUCCUGAAAACUUUCACAGGCGGCGGGCUAUAUGGCUUGCUGUAAAUAAAGAUAAAAAGGUGGAGACUGCUGCGGAACUACCACUGCCAUCAGUGACUGGAGGCAGUAGUCUUUCACAAGAAGAGCCCAAAAUUUCUAAGUUUGUGGUUAUGUCCAGCCCGGAAUUCAUAGUUUACACAGACAGUGAACUUGAACAGGUGCGACGUGCCUACUUUGAGCAGAAACGGAUGGGGACUGAGAACAUUGUGGAGUUAUCUAAGGAGCUCUUCUGCCGGCUCAUAAGAAACACCAUGUGUAAUAUGAUCGCAAUUGCAAGAGCUACAGAAGAUGCCAGAUAUCCCACCAAACCAGAGGUCAAUGCCAUGGCAAAGCGGUUGGUGGAGUAUUAUCCGAUGGUACAACACUGGGAGUAUGUUGCCAAAAAGCUCAUGAAGAGGCUUUCAAAUGUAAAAAGCCCAAAGAAGGCUGUUCCUCCUGCAAAGAAACAACGGCAGGAAAUCGAGGAAAUGACAACGAGUGACUACGACGGGGAUUCGAGUGCUUCUACGGUCAUUCUUCAGCAGUCCCCAGUCAGAGCCAGCACCCCAGUUCAACACCUGAAUAACAGUGGUUCGGGCGACGUCCUAGACAGCCAGAAAACCCAGGCAAGGCACUACACGACACUGCAACAGAUGUGCCGGUCCAACAAGCCAAACAAAGCUUCAGUAACCCAUUUGCUGAACUUGGAGUUUGAGUCAAGAAGACUCUUCAUAACCUCUGACACUCUAAAGGAGCAAGACCGACCCAGCAAGAUUCUGGAGGCCUAUUCUUGUUUCAAAGACUUGGAUCAUGUCUUAGAUGAGUUGCAAAGGAUAAUACAGCCAAACAAUGCCCACUACGUCUCAGAAAUGAGGAAUAGAUGGAACGACUUUUUUUCAAAGGUCCAAUUUUAUGGGGUGAUGAAAAAAGUGAUGAAGCCCCCUAAAACAUUGGAUGGAGUGGAACAUGCCACUGCUGUUUUCAGAGCCCUGCCACUGCUCUUUCCAUCCAGCACUUUGCCACCGAAGAAGCUAGGCGCAUGCAGCGAGGCGGUUUUCCAUGUCCUUACGGCUUCAGAGAACCCAGACACAUACUUGAGCAAGCGGCCCGUGGCUUGUCCAGUUAUGCUCGUCUGUGGGGAUAACUGCAUGAUUGCAAUUGGAAACACACCAGUGACCACCUUUGACAGGAAGAAGUUUGAUGAAGGCCUCCUUUACCUUUUGGGGUAUUAUUAUUGUCUGCACCUCACUUAUCCAAAGUUCAUUUCCACCAUGCUCUCAGUAUUGCAAACUGAGGUUCUCCAGGACUCCCUGCAUGACCAAGAUUCAACUGCUUCCUACAAAAAAGCCAUUGCCGAGUGGAGGGCCUUCAUUGAGUGA
Pungitius pungitius (ninespine stickleback) is the source of this 1761-nucleotide messenger RNA. RefSeq lists its product as uncharacterized. The record is from RefSeq and is a predicted model, not a curated record. The coding region runs from base 514 to 1761 and encodes 415 amino acids. The transcript has 7 exons. Lineage: Eukaryota; Metazoa; Chordata; Actinopteri; Perciformes; Gasterosteidae.